Molecule: messenger RNA, 1673 nt
Organism: Sesamum indicum (sesame)
Lineage: Eukaryota; Viridiplantae; Streptophyta; Magnoliopsida; Lamiales; Pedaliaceae
Product: Nucleotide/sugar transporter family protein
Biological process (GO): transmembrane transport
Cellular component (GO): membrane
Molecular function (GO): transmembrane transporter activity
Source: RefSeq, a predicted model, not a curated record
AGACUAAUGAUUUUUGUGUGAAUAUAAAUGUGCAAAGAACCUAGACCUGCUGCUGCUGCUCAGUAGUUGGUAAGUGCAUUCACCUCUUGUUUUCAAUGUGUUUUCUUGUAUAGAUUUAUAAGGCUUUUUCCCGCAUUAGUUUGGGUUCUUUCCAGUUGAGGCAAAAGAGAGAGAGAGAGAAACCUGUGAAUCCCAUCAGCAAAAAUGCUGUCUUUAAACCUUCUUCCACCCUCAAAGGUCACUGUCUCCAAAUCCAGGGGUAGAUGCCCCAUUAAUGCACCGCUUUUGGAUCCAAAUCUUGUGAACAGGACUCAGAAACAAAGAAAUGCGUCUUGUUCCUCAUUUGGGUUCGGGUAUUCCAGUUCGAGUUUUAGCCACCCGGUUUGCCAGAUCUCUAAAUCGGGAUUGGAUUUUCGGAGAUUCUUGGGACACCCUUUUGGAGUUUCUUCAAGAUUUUCAUCUCAGACGCUCGGGGCAGCCGCUGGAGCCCCGCAAGAAUCCAGCCCGGAUGGUGAAAUUGAAGUCUCGAAGCCAAACAAGAAUCUCAAGCUAGCUGUUGUUUUUGGGCUCUGGUAUUUUCAGAAUAUUGUUUUCAAUAUUUACAAUAAGAAGGUGCUGAAUAUAUUUCCAUAUCCAUGGCUUCUUGCAUCGUUUCAGCUGUUUUGUGGGUCUGUUUGGAUGUUUAUCCUCUGGUCUUUGAAGCUUCAGCCUUGUCCAAAGAUUGAUAAAUCCUUUAUUGUUGCGCUUCUUGGACCUGCACUUUUCCACACUAUAGGCCACAUCUCAGCAUGUGUUUCAUUCUCCAAAGUGGCUGUUUCUUUCACUCAUGUGAUCAAAUCUGCGGAGCCUGUGUUUUCAGUUGUUUUCUCAUCGUUUCUUGGUGAUUCAUAUCCUUUAUCAGUCUGGCUGUCAAUUCUCCCCAUUGUUUUUGGUUGCUCAUUGGCUGCCAUUACUGAAGUUUCCUUCAACUUUGAAGGUCUUUGGGGUGCUAUGAUUAGUAAUGUUGGGUUUGUGCUUCGGAACAUUUACUCCAAGAAGAGCUUGCAGAGUUUCAAAGAAGUUAAUGGGUUGAACUUGUAUGGUUGGAUUAGUAUAAUCUCGCUUUUGUAUCUAUUCCCCGUGGCCGUAUUUGUGGAAGGGUCUCAGUGGGUUGCAGGAUACCACAAGGCUAUUGCGACCAUUGGAAAGCCGACGACAUUUUACCUAUGGGUGAUGCUGUCUGGAAUAUUUUAUCAUCUCUAUAACCAGUCCUCAUACGAAGCCCUUGAUGAUAUUAGCCCACUUUCAUUCUCCGUUGGUAACACGAUGAAGAGAGUGGUGGUUAUUAUUGCUACUGUCUUGGUUUUCAGGAAUCCGGUUCGGCCACUAAACGCGCUUGGAUCGGCUAUUGCUAUUUUUGGUACUUUCUUGUAUUCGCAGGCAACGGCUAAGAAACCAAAGGUUGAAGAGAAGAAGAAUUAGAAGGAUGUGUUCUAAAUUUCAUGUUGUUUUUCCAUAGAACUGGGCUCUUUUCUGUCACUUCAUUGUUCAUUCUGAGCUGUUAGGAAUUUUUGUUUGCUAUUGCCUUCUGCUUAAGGAGUUCUAAAUGUUUCUCAUCUUUCUUCACUAGACAUUGCAUUUAAGAUGCGAAUGUUUGGGAAUCAUGCUAAAAUAUGGAUAUUCUUAACACUGCA